Molecule: messenger RNA, 1877 nt
Organism: Nematolebias whitei (Rio pearlfish)
Lineage: Eukaryota; Metazoa; Chordata; Actinopteri; Cyprinodontiformes; Rivulidae
Product: DEP domain-containing protein 7-like
Exons: 12
Coding region: 1-1770 (589 amino acids)
Biological process (GO): intracellular signal transduction
Source: RefSeq, a predicted model, not a curated record
AUGUCUUCGAUUAAAGAAAGAGCCGCGGCCUUGAAUCUGGCAGAGAAACUGUGUGCGCGUUCUCAAGGUUCUGGAGUUCCCACCAAGCCUGUGCAGUCGGCUUCUAUAUGGAGCAGCCUCAUCGCCCACCUCAGGUUCUCCGUGACGGUGAAACGCAGAUUAGUCCACCUGAAGUCCCACAGCGACUGUUUCCUGGGCUCGGAGGCCGUGGAUGUCGUGGAAGAACACGUGGCUAACGCCAAGGGCCUCGAGGGUGCGAGUGUGUCCCGGGACAAAGCGGUGUGCGUUUGCCAGGCGCUGCUACAGUGCAAUGUGUUUGAGGCGGUGGAAACAAAAGUGUUCGGCAAAAACAAGAAGCAGGACGUGUUUCAGGACAGCAGGAGUGCUCUCUACAGGUUUGUUGGCUCGUCCACACCUUCGGUUGACGAUCUGGAAAGAGGCGUGCUCGGCAACGGGAUCCAGAAGUUAUUUUGCGGGACAUCUUUGGACAGACAGGAAGAGCAGACGUGUUCAGCCGAGCUUCACGUUGACGGGUCCUUCCCCGACACGUCCACCAAGACCAGCCGGCUCGAGGCUCGCUUCGCUGCUAAUCUGACGGUGGGCCCUCCGGUGGGCAGUCUGACCCCCAGCAGAGUGCAGACCCACUCCAGUUUACCGCAAUCGCUGGUGAAGGAGGUCUGGCAGGAGCAGACUUUGUCCAGGCUGUUAAAGCUGGUAGAGCUCUCUCUGCUGGAAGGAGUGCUGCAGUACACGUCAUCUCCUCCUGCAGAGAGCCUGGUGGCUCACGGUAACCCCGACCUGAUCUACAGCAGCAACCACCUGGACCGGCAGAUCCUCAAGGCCUUCAGGAACUCCCAGGAGGACGAGUGGCUUUGUGCAGCCCUGGACCUUUUGGACUUCCUCCCCGACCAGCUGGUGGUGGAGAUGAGCAGAGAGCUGCCUCACGGUUUCCCUCAGGAGGAGCAGGAGAGCCGCGGUGUACAACCAGCAGGCGGCAGCGUCCGACGGAAAGACGAGUGUUUCAGUCUGGGUAAGAAUCAGUCAGAGACAGGUCCCAGCAACCAGGGGCAGACGGGUCCGUCUCAAAGCGGCCCGGUCCAGUGUAAGCCGCUGCUAUACGAGACUCUGGUGAAGCACUACAGCAACGCGAGCCGGCCUCCCCUGCUGCCUCAGUCCUUGACGGACAUCUACAUGGCCAUAACUGACCUGCUGGUGAAAGCCAAGCUGGAUAAGGCUCUGGAGGCUCUGCAGCUGUGUUUGAAGCUGCUUCCUCAAAGCAGCAGAGAGGAGCUGCGCAGGUUGCUCACCUUCAUGUCUCUGGCAGCUGAUCCACAAGGACUAAAAGUGGACAAGGAGGUGGACAACCGAGUGGCAGUGAAGAAGUCGUUUUCCAGGGCGUUGCUGUCCAGCAAGACUCUCUCAAAGGAAAAAGAGGAUCUUCUGUUGGUUUUUAUGCUGAGCAACAUUAAUGAAAUCUUUAAGAUACCAGGGUCCCUUCACAAAGGAGUGAGUGAGAAACUGGCCAGGCUCGCUCGGGGUUCUGCAUUCAGUCCUCUGGUCUCCAGCAGGACUUACACGGACUCCACAAAGAAGACCACGAAACAGGAACUGUGGCUGCUCCUAAACGACAUCAAUCUGGACACAAAGAGACCCACUAAGGAGAGAAAGCGCCUCCUCAAACAGUUUUACCAAGCCCACCCAGAGAUAUUUAUUCAGUAUUUUGGAAACUCUGCUGCCACAGAGUUGCAGACCCAUGAAAAUUUGGUUUAAUCUGUUUUUUACUUUUUUUUUUUUUGGUUGUAAAAGUACAGUAACUGACUCCUAACUCAAAAAAAGGUGCUGUAGUUUAGAGGAAUGAUGUUUAGGUUUGAAGGGUA